AUGGCCGAUUCAGUCGCAGUCGUCUCCUUUGCUGUCACCGUAGCCAGCUUUGCAAACAACAUUCGCACCAUUGCGACCCGUCUGCAAAACCAAAAGGCUAAUCAAGCUCAAUUUGACCUCCUCUACGAAAUCGCAGCGACAGCAGCCGACGUCAACCAUCUCGCCACCACACUCACCAACGAGUCCCGGGCCUCGGAAGAGGACAUUGUCGACAAUAACGUGGUCACUAUCAGCCAUGAUCUUUCUACUGUACGAGACAAGCUCAUCACCGCAAAGUCCACCCAAGAUAUUCGAGCAUCUGCUCAGAAUCUGGAACAAAUACGAGAACGCCUAACUUCACUCUGCGCACGCCAUGGUAUACUACCCCAAGAUCAUAGUCUUAGCAACCCCCUUUCUCCAUCACGACAAGAACAUCCCAGUUCGCUCGAGGCCUCUAGACCACUCGAUUCCCCCACCACGCCUCCUGCUCGUCAACACUCACGACGCACCGUGUUCAUAUCACAAAAUCCGACAGCUCUAUGCCGACCUGUCGAAGCUACCAUAGAAGUCAACUCGCAACAAAAUCUCAUCUCCCACACUUUUCUCCAGUCAAUCUCCUUGUCGCCUACUUGGAAUUCUUCCGCAACCUGGGUGCGUCUUUUCCAACGCUUGAACUUCGCCUCGACCACAUGGUCCAACACUCAGCAAGACACUGUGAACCUCCGAGUCUCUAGAACCGCCGCUUCAGAGAGACACCUGCUUUGUUUUCAUGUCUACCACGGCCUCUCAUUCUUCGGAGACGUACUUCUCGGCCAAGACAGCCUUCUUGUCCAAGGCUCACUCCUCGAACCACCUGGCUCUCCUGCCGAGCGCCAGAGACUCAAGAGUAUCUAUGUUUGUCCAAGAGAGCUCAAAACCACCGACAUCGUCCUUGUUCAUGGGGCGCACGGCGAUGCCCGGGAAACGUGGAGCGGGAGAUCUAAAGUCUUCUGGCCUCGCGACUUCCUCGCCCAAGACCUGAAGGAAUGCUCAAUUUGGUCCUAUGGCUAUGACGACGCCUCAUUUCGAGACCAUGAUGCUACUUCCUUGGAGAGCAGCCUUUCCCAGCAUGCAGAUGACCUCAUCCACCAAAUCAAUCGCAAUCAGACCUUGAAGUCCCCCAUACUCUUCAUCUGCCACAGCCUAGGUGGAUAUCUCGUCAAGCUGGCUCUUUCUCGCUCUGCCAUCUCCCUGCCUUCGCUUCGAACCCUGGGUAUCGUCUUUUUUGGCACUCCACACGCCUCCGUCUCUCCAACCGCUUUCCUGGAAGACAUCAUCUCCACGAGCAAGGCCUUCAAAGGCAUGGCCACCGACACCACCCACUUCUAUCGACACAGUCUCACCGCCCUCGCAAAUCACUUGUCCCAAGGAUUUUCCAUGUUGAUGGACCGAGGCCAGUUCCCCAUCAUCUCUCUCUUUGAGAGCAAGCCGACAAUGACAGGACGAGGUCCCCGCACCGUUGUUCCACCCAUGUCGAGGUUAGAUCAUCCCGACGAGUCGUGGGCUGUGCUAGAGGGCGAUCAUCUCUCCAUUUGCAAAUUCACCGCACGUGAAGAACAUGGGUAUCAGAAACUCAAGACCAUGAUCCAGAAGCUCUUGGGCAACGACAUGAUUGGUGGGGGCUGGGAUUACCUGGAAUCCGUACAAGGAAUCAGACUUUCCGAGCAAUUGACUUCUGUUUCCGACGGCGAUCUGGUCGAUAUUGACAAGAUUUACCUCAACUUUAGACAGAGAAUAGACCUGCCCGGGCUCAGAUGGGCUGCACCACAAACAAACGACGAGCCAAACGUGGAGUGGUUCAAAGAAGAGUUUUUGCGCUGGGCACAACAAGACAGCCUUUCGCCUUUGGUCAUCCACGGUCCGUAUGCAUGUGGCAAGACUGCCAUAGCCCAAAGAGCCCAAGAUUGGAUCAGCUCCUCUACCCAAUUGCGGGAUGGUGAGGACAGCACGAGCAAGAUCUGUACGCUGCAGCUCUUCUUCAAGGCCGAUCAGGAGACUCAGCAAACCCCGAUCCACAUGCUGGAGUCGUUGAUCGCACAAGCUUUGGACCAGAAUGAGGCUUUGAUCUACCAUCUUCAAAAGACGAGACCAACAUCCAAAGACCACUCAGUUACGCUGGCCCUGGCACUGCUCCAGGAAACACUUCGAACCAUACUCGAAAGUCCGUGCUGGGCUGUCAUUUUCCUGAUUGUCGAUGCACUCGACGAGUGUAAGAUUCUGCUCAUGGAUUCUUUUCUCGAAACUCUGAACUUCAUUUUCGAUAUCGACCGUGUCAAGCCGUUGAUUACCAUCAGUGUCGCUGCCACAGAUGCCCCGACUGUACAAGACCCGGCCUACCGACUUCUGAACGAGCUGUUUUCGAGGAGAAACUGUACCGAAAUGGAUCUCCUCCAAAGUAGAGCCUGGAAUCGCUCGUUGGAGUCAUACGCGCGCCAGCAGCUAAGCAGCUUUGCUAAAGCAUAUCCUGUCAGCACAGUCUAUCUCAGCAUGUUCCAAAAGGCCCUCUUGUCGCUACCAAACAGGUCAUUCGGCGUUAUUGAUCUGGCGGUGAAGCACUUCCGCGAAUUGCAUCUUUCGGACUCGAUGCUAUCCGAGGACGCUGCUCGCACUAGCGUCAAACAGUUAGAACGCCGAACCUUUAUCGAAGGAAUUUUGCUCGAUGUGGCCAAUUCCGCUGGGCCAGAGGCGCACUGGGUGCUCUCUGUGGUCGCUUGUGCUUUUCAACCCCUUCGUGUUAAGGAGCUGGCCGCCAUCUAUGAGCGCAUUGAACGAUCCUUGGAGACUCCUUCGUCAGUCCUAGCAGACAGGACGCGACUUUUGUCGCUUCUAGAAGGGAAGCUACGACCUUUGAUCCGGAUUGACGGUGAUGGCCUCCACCUCAAGAGUCAGUUGGUUCGUACCAUUGUCAAUGAACGCAUGAGUCGUCUUGCACCGCUGGAAUUCUCAGAGACUAGCGCACAACUCGAUUGGCAGGCGCCACGCCGGCUACACCUGACACUUAGUUGGGCCUGCCUGGAAAUUCUACAGGAUUGCUUAGAGAGUGAACUAGAAGACGCUAGCGGACUCAGUCGAGCUAAAAUCGUCGGUGUAGCAGCCCAGAGGUAUGCUGGAAGGUACUGGGACAGUCAUUUGAGAGAAGCUGGUAGCCUGGGCUCUCAAAUCAACAGCCUCGUCAUGAGAUGGUCGAAUCUCCAAGAGAGCGUGCAUGGGGGCAAGGUCCGACGGCCGAGCACCGUGGCAAAGAAUCUCCUUCGACGUCUUACCGAUCAAAAUCUGUUUGAGACGAUUGGAACGGUUUUUGACGAGCCAGAUCAAGAGCUGGACGUCCCCAGCGUCGAGGACAUAGAUCGAAUCUUGGAAAAUUCUGCCGAAGGGCCGUCGCCUCCCACCGUGCAUGCAUUAAGAUCCAUGUCCUUUCGAGCCGGUGAGCAGAGCAACACGUCGCUGGCCAUGUUUGCAUUGGCGGAAGGCGAUACAGCCGCCCUGAAGGUGCAUCUGAACUCCCUCGACGCCCAUGAAAAACAAAAGUGCCUCCACAAGAGCAUCGAAAUGCAAAAGCUGUCUCUGGUCAAGACAGUGCUGGAGUCAUUUGACGAAGCGCACCAAGUACCCCAAAAGUUGGAUACGCUGGCCUACGCGGUCCAAUUUAAAUCUUCGGACAUUGUUCAGUUUCUGCUCACUCGAUCGACUCUGUUCGACCUUGACGGCGCGCUCGACACUGCCGUGGAUAGAAACGAUGCCGAGAUCUGCGAGCAACUUCUGCAACACGGCGCUGGAUUAUCUCUGGCGCAGCAAAGUCCGCCAAAGUCGACACCACUCCAUCGAGCCGCUCGACGCGGAGACAAAAAGCUCGUUUCACUCAUGCUCGAAUGGGGCGCUUACGUGAAUAUUACCAAUAGUAAGAGGCAGACACCGUUACACCAUGCGGCAAAGUCUGGGCGGCUGGAUAUCAUCAAAAUCCUCAUCGCGGCAUCGGCGUCGGUAGUUGCUGUCGACAACCAUGGACAGACCGCUCUCUUUGCAGCAUGCACUUUUGCACAGACUGACGCGGUCAAGUUGCUGUGGGCAUGCGGCUCCAACAUCUUCCACCGCGAUGUCAAUGGGCGAUCGAUGCUGCACGCUGCCGCCAGACACGGACCCCGCAUCAUAGUAGACCUGCUCAUUACAUCAGGGAUUUCUCCAAGGAGUCAGGACAAAAAGGGAAUCAUGCCCAUUCAUGAGGCGUGCCAGAGUGGCUGGGUGCCCAUUGUGGACUUGUUGUUGGAAAAGGGAGCAUCAGUCCAAGAUCGUGACGAGAGAGGUUGGACGAGUUUGCAUCAUGCCUGCAGGUGUCGGGACGUCCCUGAACGGAUAGUUAAGUACCUCCUUGACCACGACGCCGAUGCCUCUGCUCGAGAUUUCAAUGGGUGCACACCACUGCUGGUUGCAGCACGGUACUCGACGGUCCGAACGCUAAGAAUUUUCUGGGACCUCGACCGCAGUCUCUUUGAUCAGACCGAUGCUAGCGGGGCAGGUAUCUGGGACUAUCUCAAUGUUGAACUCAGAAUGGACUCAGAAGCGGAUCUUCAAGAGGAGAAGCACGCAUUUUUAUCGAGACACCUUGGCGAGCCAAGUCCUCACCAGCGGCGACCCGGAGUCACGUUUGAAGUGCCUUCCCCAGACCGAGGCGAUGGAGAAAUGUUGAUAGCUGAUGACGACCAGGGGGACCCAGGACACGCCUGGAGGCCCUGA
Exophiala mesophila is the source of this 4749-nucleotide messenger RNA. RefSeq lists its product as uncharacterized. The record is from RefSeq and is a predicted model, not a curated record. Gene Ontology annotation, molecular function: protein binding. The coding region runs from base 1 to 4749 and encodes 1582 amino acids. NCBI's taxonomy places the organism in Eukaryota, Fungi, Ascomycota, Eurotiomycetes, Chaetothyriales, Herpotrichiellaceae. The transcript has a single exon.